Messenger RNA from Suillus fuscotomentosus, 1226 nucleotides. RefSeq lists its product as uncharacterized. Gene Ontology annotation, biological process: transcription initiation at RNA polymerase II promoter. Bases 61 to 954 code for a protein of 297 amino acids. The record is from RefSeq and is a predicted model, not a curated record. Gene Ontology annotation, cellular component: transcription factor TFIIE complex. The transcript is spliced from 7 exons. Lineage: Eukaryota; Fungi; Basidiomycota; Agaricomycetes; Boletales; Suillaceae.
UUCUAGAUCACGUGGCCCAGAGUCGAGCCAACGGCAAGACUUCUUGUUCUCUUCCCCACCAUGUCUCUCACAAAAGAUGCCGACUCGUUCAAACGCGCCCUCCAUCGUCAAGAUUACACUUCAUGGCAUUCGCAACCUGCACCACUCAACUCCUCUUCCUCUGCCAGUGCCUCUGUUUCUACACCUGCACCCGCGCCUACAACGGCAGAAUCAACGUCCACGCCUAGCACGAAGAAGAAACGGCCAAAAACCAAUAUCGUAUAUUCACAGCCGGCGGAUACGGGGACGGGGACGAAUGUGAAUACGCAACUUGUGUAUGCUAUUGAUCAUCUCAAGUCGACGCAUAAUCCCAUGCGCCUUCAAGAUAUUGCAAUCGUAACGAAUACGCCGCUCGAGACUGAUGUAGUCUUACUCGAAAAAUUCAAGUCGCAUGAUAAGAUUCUUUGGGAUCCAAAGACUGAUUUAUAUUCGUAUCGUCAUGAAUUCAGCUUUCGGAACAAAGUGGCGCUCCUGACAGAGAUCCAGCGACAGACGAGGAAAGGGGGCGGGAUACCUGUGCGUGCGCUCAAGGAGUCUUGGAAAGAGGCACCGCAGGCUAUUGAGGAGCUGGAGAAGGAGGGAGAGGUGCUUGUUACGAGGACUGUGAAAGAUGGUCAGUUGCGGAUGGUAUUUUGGAAUGAGAUCAAGCCGGAUGAUGAGAGUGGGGGGAAACAUGUUGAGAAGGAAUUCUUUGAUUUGUGGCAUUCGCUGAAGGUGCCUAAUGAUGUUGAUUUGUUGAAGGCGUUGCAUGCUGAGGGGCUUCAAGCUACUGCGGAAGAGACGCCGAUCCCGAAGGCGCCAUCGAAUAUGAAGAAGAAGGGAAAGCGUUCGGCACCGCGGCAGAGACAAGCGAAGAUUACGAAUACGCAUUUGAAGGGAGAGAUCGACCUUUCGAAAGAUUAUGAGAGGAAAUGACAUGCGUUUUUAAUGUUUCUGGACACUUCCUCUUUACAGUGCCAUGGGCGGUUUUGAGUUGCACUGCAGCUGCAGUUGUGCGGUUUCGAACCGAAAUCGGUUAUUUCUUCCCAACAACUGUAGCUGCAUCAGCCAUGCUUCUUCCUUCAGCCACACUCCGCAGCUCUCCCUUUGAAGAAUCAUUGAGGCAGUUGUGUUUCCAUCCCAACACCUAUUAUCAUUUUGUAGAAGGGGCAGUGUUUUCAGUGACUGAAUUCAUCCGUUUGGUGAAA